UUCCUGAGAACCCACAAGAACCUGUGGAGGCAUCCAAAAAUGAAUUUCCUAACCCUGUCAACUACAUUAUUUCUAAUAGUUUCUUAUGGAUUCACAGUAGGUAAACAGAUCCAGGGAAUCCAGGAAAGCAGUGACAUAGGGGAAACUGACUUGCGCCAAGAUGACAUUGUCUAUAGAAGGACUCCACGCAGUGCCAUGAUCUGCAGUGGGCGCUGUUAUUGGCCCAAAGCAGAAAAUGGACUGGUGAACAUUCCAGUUGACAUCUCUACAGAGUUUUCUGCGGAGGAAAGGCUUUUGAUAGCAGAAGCUAUGGAAGAAUUUGCCACACUGACAUGUAUCAGGUUUAUCAGUCGUACAAGAGAAUAUGACUACAUAUAUAUUAUUCCUGGGGACACAUGUUGGUCGUACUUUGGAAAGAUUGGAGGCAGACAGCGUUUGGGCUUGGCAAAACAUGGCUGUAUACACAAAGGAUUAAUUCAGCACGAACUCAACCAUGCAUUGGGUUUCCUCCAUGAACAGGCACGGAGUGACCGAGACAAGUAUGUUAAAAUCAACUUGGAGUAUGUUGCCACAGGACAACAGGGGAAUUUUGACAAACAAAACACGACCAAUUUGGAUCUUCCCUAUGACUAUGAUUCAGUGAUGCAUUAUGGCGCAUAUGAUUUUUCUAAUGCUGCUGGAAAACCAACCGUUGUUCCUAUCCCUAAUGCAUCUGUACCAAUUGGUCAGAGAGUUGGGCUGAGUAACCUCGACUUAAAAAAAAUCAACAAGCUAUACAAGUGCAAAGACUGCAGCACUGUGCUACAGAAACCAAGUGGCAAAUUCUCAUCUAUUAAUUACCCCCAUCCCUACCCCAGCAAUGUCACAUGUCUCUGGCUAAUUGAAAUCCCAGAAGGAAAGGUCUUCCUGAGUUUCCACAUUUUUGAACUCCAGCAUUCCCCAGACUGUGGCUCUGACUAUGUCCGGGUUUAUGAUGGGAUCAGCAGAAAUGCCCAUGCCCUUGUUGACAGGUUUUGUGGAAGAGGGCAAUCCCCUGCAGUGGUGGCUUCUGGAAACACAAUGCUUGUGGAGUUUGUGAGUGGUGGGGAUACAACCGCAACAGGUUUCACAGCUUCUUAUGCACGUGUGCAAUGUGGAGCAACUUUUACUAACACUUCUGGAGCAGUUACUUCCCCAAAUUUCCCUAAAAAGUAUGCCCCAAAUCAAACUUGCCUAUGGAUUAUCAGUGCUCCAGCAGGAAGCAAGAUAUCCCUUACAUUGGCCUCUUUUGAACUGGAAGCUGCCAGAGACUGCAGAUAUGAUAGACUGGUCCUUCGUGAUGGUGGUCGAAACCACUCCCCACUUGUUGGCAUUUUCUGUGGAAAAAUGGAGAUUCCAGCUUUCAUUUCGACUGGGAGCUUUCUACGUAUUGAGUUUUACGCUGAUGUUGCUUUUGAAUUUUCUGGAUUCAAGUUAGAUUAUUCAAUCAUUUUGCCAUCAUGAAGAAGAGCCUGCUCAAGAAUUGACUUCAUCCUUAAUUGCCAGCAAUAAAGAGAACAGAUGUUUUGGAACUACGAUACCUGUGCCUCUUUCUGAGAUUGUGCUUUGGCUUCAAAAAUGCAGACACCUGAGCAAUGAGUCUAACUAGCAAAGACAUAAAGGGGCAGCUGAAGCAGACAAGGAGAACCAUUCUGUGCUGCAUCUCUUCAGUCCCUGUUUCUGCAAAUCGCUUGGUGGUGGCAGCCUUGAACUGUGUAGAAAGAUGCAUAAGUAAACCUUUAAACUUCUUCCAUUUGUGGAACUGUGCUUUCUGUUCAGACUGCUUUUCUCUAUGAAAUUUCCCAGUGCCCAGUAUUUUUUCCUCGUUUAGGUGCACAGCCCUUUGCCAGAGGGUUGUGCACCUGUACUUUUCUAGGACCUUCAGCCUUAAA
This is a messenger RNA of Pogona vitticeps (central bearded dragon), 1910 nucleotides long. Its product is annotated as astacin-like metalloendopeptidase. Gene Ontology annotation, biological process: proteolysis. Gene Ontology annotation, molecular function: metalloendopeptidase activity; zinc ion binding. NCBI's taxonomy places the organism in Eukaryota, Metazoa, Chordata, Lepidosauria, Squamata, Agamidae. The record is from RefSeq and is a predicted model, not a curated record.